AACCCUCUGAAGGCCUUGCAUUGCUCUCGGGUGCCUCAAGUCCACCAUCUGCUUUCUAAAUCUAAACAUAAACUCUAAUCACAGUCUUUCUUUUAAAUGAGCAGGGGUGCCUUGGUGUCAGUUUCCACAUUUCUUCUAAGCACCCAGAGCCUCCUCCUCCCAUACCGUUGCUUUCCACAUGCGAUGGAUGCACAGACAGUCCCACCGUCUCCAUUUCCACAAAGCCUCUUGACAGCCUCACUUUCUUAUCCACAGCGUGGCUGCCUACAUUCAGUGUCAUCUUUUUCUAGAUGUUACCACGCUGGCUUCUGGACUCACUUGCCAUCUCUUGUCUCUCACAUUCCUAGUGAAUUUCAUGCUUGCUUUUGGAGAAUAAGCCGUGGAAGACUUCCUCACUGGUCAAAGCUUCUGAAACGCUCCAGUAGUCCAAACCUCUGCUCUCAGAGCAAGGUCCUCUGCUGAUGCUCUACAUUUCAAGCUUAUCAAAGAUUAAAUUGAUAUUUAUGGGCUAACCUGGAAAUUUACAAUUUGUUUCACUACAUCUGCAAGAAAGUAUGUGCAAAUUCCAGUUGGCUGAUUUGUAAAGGGUCUUUUAGAACACAAUUCAAUUUAUCAAGUACUCCUCAAGCCCCGACAACAAUUGUAAAGAUGGAAUUGUGAAUAUGGCAACCUUCCUACGGGGCUUUGAAGAAAAGGGGUUAAAGAACGACAGGCCUGGGGAGCAGUUCACUAAAGAGAAGAAGAAGAGUCUCUUCUCCUUUUGUGACGUGUGCAACAUCCAGCUAAACUCCGCUGCUCAGGCCCAGGUCCAUUAUGACGGCAAAUCCCAUCGAAAGCGAGUCAAGCAGCUGAGUGAUGGGCAGCCCCCACCCCCGGCCCAGGGCUCAGUGCCAUUGCUGGCCAGCCCUUACCCUUGCCCUUGCCCUUGCCCUGGGCCUGGGCCUGGGCCUGGCCCGAACACCAGCACAGGCAGCGCAUGCCACACCACCACCCUUCCUGCUCUCGUGCGCACACCCACCCUGAUGAUGCAGCCUUCACUGGACAUCAAACCAUUCAUGUCUUUUCCAGUGGACAGUAGUUCUGCUGUGGGGCUUUUUCCAAACUUUAACACAAAAAGAAGAGGCUUAUUUGGGACCAAUAAAUUCUGCCAGAUGGACCCCGUGCAGAAAGCAGUCAUUAACCACACGUUUGGAGUCUCCAUUCCCCCAAAGAAGAAACAAGUUAUUUCUUGUAAUGUCUGUCAGCUUCGCUUUAACUCGGAUAGCCAGGCCGAGGCCCACUACAAAGGAAGUAAACAUGCCAAGAAGGUCAAAGCUCUAGAGGCAACGAAAAAUAAACCCAAAAUGGUUCCUUCCAAGGACAGCGCAAAGGCUAAUCCCAGCUGCUCCGUCAGGCCAGGCACAGGCGACAGCUCUGACAAAUCAGGAAGCUUUAGUAACACCUCUGUGUCGCCCUUAGAAGACAAAGGGAAGAUAAAAGCCACCAGUUCCAGUCAGCCCUCAGGCUCCGAAGGAGGCUCCUUUCUCCUCAAAUCUGGCACAACACCCCUGCCACUUGGAGCCAUGGCUUCUCCCUCCAAGAGCACAAAUGGAGCUCCAGGGUCUGUUGCUGAGUCAGAAGAAGAAAAAGCCAAAAAAUUACUCUACUGCUCACUAUGCAAGGUGGCUGUGAACUCCCUGUCACAGCUGGAGGCACACAACACAGGAUCUAAACACAAGACCAUGGUUGAGGCUCGUAAUGGAGCUGGUCCAAUUAAGUCCUAUCCAAGACCUGGGUCAAGAUUAAAGGUGCAGAAUGGCAGUAAGGGCUCAGGACUACAGAACAAAACGUUUCAUUGUGAAAUCUGUGAUGUUCAUGUGAACUCAGAGAUUCAACUCAAACAGCACAUUUCAAGCCGAAGGCAUAAAGACCGCGUGGCAGGAAAACCGCUAAAGCCGAAAUACAGCCCCUACAACAAGCUCCAGCGGAGCCCAAGCAUCUUAGCCGCAAAGCUUGCAUUCCAGAAAGAUCUGAUGAAGCCUCUGGCCCCGACGUUCCUGUCUUCGCCCCUGGCGGCCGCAGCAGUGUCCUCUGCGCUGUCCCUGCCACCUCGGCCAUCCGCCUCUCUGUUCCAGGCUGCAGCCAUCCCUCCUGCGCUGCUGAGGCCUGGCCAUGGGCCCAUCCGGGCCACGCCCGCCUCCAUCCUCUUUGCCCCUUACUAAAUACCCGGAGCCCGCGACAGACCAGGCCAGUGGGAAGGUGUAGAAGAAAAAAAAAAGCCCAAAGGAUUCAGCAGUGUAAGCCCUGUGUGUGACUGUAAGUACCCCACCCACCCACUUACAGAGUGCAGGCCACCGCCCAGCCCCACCUCCGAGAACAAUGGAGGCCAGGCUCAAGGGCGCAGUCUCUUCCCCAUGCCCUCUCCAUCCUACCCCAGCCAAUUGGUGUAUCUGAGAUACUUAAGUUUCUUGAAAAUAUAUUGAUCAGAAAAAGAAAACCGACCUGUGUAUUCCCAUGGUGUGAUGAUCUGGCUUAGAAACUAAACGGAAUCUCUUCCAGACAGUCUUGAACAGUAGGCUCUUCCUCGGAUGUCUGUAAAUAACUCCAGAAUCCAAGCGGGCAUAUUCUAGUGUGGAACAAAAGUCCAUCGCAAGUGCUUAAUUGUGGAUACCAUCCUCCCCACGGCUCAUGGCGGUUUUUUUUUUCUUUUCUGGUGUACUAGUGUCCCCAGGGAUUGUGUACUGUUCUAGACCCAAGUACUGUUGUACCCCACGUAGUACUAGAUCGUAACUCUCGUUGAAUUAAACUUUUUUUCAUUGCUGUGUAAUAAUUGUUAGGAAGCAGAGUAGCUUUGAAAUUUUUUCUCUUUAAGAGAACAAAAGAUAAUGUAUUUUCUUUAUUUCAUAUUUUAUUUGGAGAUAUUUAAACGAAAUAGAAAGCCAUAUAACAUAGCUAUAAUUACUACCUGUUUGCUAUUUCUGUUUUUAACUUAUUUUUGUAGCAUCCUCACUGGUUUGAGUUGCUAAGCAAAUGUAUAAAAAAAAAAACAAAAAACAAAAAACAAAAAAAAAAGCAAAAAGAGCUUCCUAAAUUGCACAUUUUUGCACCUUCUGUGCAUCUGCAAGAAGACAGUGAAUCUGUGUAUUUCUACAUAAUGAUCUUCAUUUUAAACUUCUGUUUUCCAUUGGUAACGAUGCUACAUAACUCUGUGGCUCCCUAAUGCAAUAAUGUACAGAAGAUAUAUAAUUUAUAAAUUGAACAAUCUGUCUUUCUGUUCAAUGACUGUGUCGCAGGUCAUGUGACCAUGUU
Mastomys coucha (southern multimammate mouse) is the source of this 3288-nucleotide messenger RNA. RefSeq names its product zinc finger protein 385B (gene Znf385b). Gene Ontology annotation, cellular component: nucleus. The record is from RefSeq and is a predicted model, not a curated record. Lineage: Eukaryota; Metazoa; Chordata; Mammalia; Rodentia; Muridae. The transcript has 11 exons. Bases 663 to 2201 code for a protein of 512 amino acids. Gene Ontology annotation, molecular function: zinc ion binding; nucleic acid binding.